Messenger RNA from Mus musculus (house mouse), 724 nucleotides. RefSeq names its product PRELI domain containing 2 (gene Prelid2). The transcript is spliced from 7 exons. The record is from RefSeq and is marked provisional. Gene Ontology annotation, cellular component: mitochondrial intermembrane space. Lineage: Eukaryota; Metazoa; Chordata; Mammalia; Rodentia; Muridae. The coding region runs from base 20 to 553 and encodes 177 amino acids.
CUGAAGGCGGGUGCAUGACAUGGGGGUCACCGUGGACGUGCACCAGGUGUUCCAGUACCCCUUCGAGCAGGUGGUCGCUUGCUUCCUCCGAAAGUAUCCCAAUCCAAUGGAUAAAAAUGUCAUCUCUGUAAAAACUGUGGAAGAAAAGAAAGAUGAAUCAACAGGACUCAUCUAUAGAAAGAGGAUUGCUAUCUGUCAGAAUGUGGUUCCAGAGAUUUUAAGAAAGGUGAGUAUUUUAAAGGUACCUGAUAUCCAGCUAGAAGAAGAGUCAUGGCUCAGUCUUCAGAAAAGGAACAUGGCUAUCCGGAGUCACUGCCUCACGUGGACACAGUAUGCAUCCAUGAGGGAAGAGUCUGUCUUCCGGGAAAGCGUAGAAAAUCCAAAUUGGACAGAGUUCAUUCAAACAGGCCGAAUUUCAAUCACGGGGGCUGGGUUUCUCAACUGUAUUUUGGAAACUUUUGCUAGUACGUUCUUAAGACAAGGAGCCCAGAAGGGAAUUAGAAUAAUGGAGAUGCUGCUAAAGGAACAGUGUGGCUCCCCCUUAGUGGAAUAAAAAAAAAAAAUCAGGAAGCUGCCACUGUGUCUACUUUUCCUCGAGACUCACUUCUUGGCCAUGACAUCAUAGACACAAUGACUGGAUGGUGGUUUCAGGACAGAGUCAGAGGGGCUUAGAGAAGAGGGGACCUUCCUGCUAGACACAGACUUGACACUCCCUCCCCUUUGG